UUUUUUUUUUUUUUUCUUUCUUUCUUCUAUUUUCCCUUUAUUUAUUAGACUUUAUUAUCUCCUUUUACUAUAAUAUAUAGUCUACUUAUUACGACUUUCUGAUUGUUGGGUCAAUCGUUCAAUCUUUCUUUUCUCUCUGUCACACACAUUACACAAUCUCUAUUUUUUUGAACCCAACCAAAAAAAAAGUCCUGUCUUCCUCUUUUGUUUGGGUUCAUUUUACUUUAUUAUUAUUAUUCUCUGGAAUCAUAUCGAUGCGAUCUAAGCUUGGCUUUCCUACAAGAGGAAGCAAGUCAAGUUCAACAUAUGUUUCAGCGCAAUCACUAUGGCUCUGUUACUUUCGAAAUCUUGUCCUUUCUCAACAAGGUUCGUCACAUUCUUCCUCUUGUAUCUCUCAUCGGUCCUUUUCCUCACGAUCGACUUCAAGGCUGAAUCAUGAACGAAGGGCUCUUCAACUUUGGCUUUUGGCAGGCUUAGAUCAUCAAUCAACCUAUUUGAUUCAACCUUUAUUUCCUCACCGACACUUUCGAGCACGAUCAAAACCUGUUUUGGGAUCUCAUUCUACUACAGCGGCUUCAGUAACAUCUUUAUCCCCGGAUGAUAUGAUAUCAAGGACAUCAAAUGGAUACAUGGUUACAACUAUUACUGAUCAAGCUGAAGAUGGCAAAAUAACUACAACUUCAAUAUCAAGCAAAGAUGGAAAGGCACCAACACACUUACACCCUCGGUGGUUCAACAAAACAAUUGAUAUGGAAAAACAACUACGACAAUUGGAUGCAUCUAUUGCAGAACUCGAUAGUCAUUUUAUUUUUAAAUCACUUCGAAGUAUGCUAUAUAACGUCAACAAUUAUCAAUACGAUGGGGCGUGGAUGAUAUACCAAGCAAUGAUUCGACACCAGGUUACAGAUCUUUUACGUGAAAACCACUAUGGCCAUUUAUUGAAUAUCAUCAAGUACACUCCCAAGGCUACUCCACGAUUAUUGAUCAUUCUAGAUCAUAUGAAAGCAGCUCAACAACAAGGUCGAUUGAUGGUCGGUACUCGUCAUUAUUCUCAAGUCUUAUUUGGAAUGUCAAGGCAAGGGGACGUGAAUGAGAUGUGCACUUUACUCAAGUCUUUACAACAACAAUCUAUACUAACUGGUGAUUCUGACGUUAAGGAUACAUUACGUUCUGGAUGGUAUACCUCUCUGGCAGUGGCAGUAAAGAAGAACGGGAAUCCAGCACUAGCAUUACAAGCCUUGGAAAUCAUUGAAGAUGCAAUGGAUCGUGGUGUUUCAAUAGAAAAGGAAGCAUGUGCAGUGAUGAUCAGCGUUUUAGCAUCCAAUAUGAACGCAUGUGUUCGGUUCCUGACUAAUAUGAAGAAUGCCGGUAUGAUGACAACAAACGACAACAAGAACAACAAGAAGAGCAAUAAUGAUACCCAAAAUCCAAAUGACACAAUUUUUGAUCCAACAACAACAAACGAAUUCAAUGUUCACAUUUACACCUCCUUGAUCGCAGGAAUGGCACGGAAUGGAGAUGCUACCAAUGCACGACUUCUCUGGAAUGAAAUGCGCAAACAUGGUUUACGACCGACAACAGCGACAUAUACUGCACUCACGGAAGCUUAUGGUCGAUCUGGAAAUCUCAAGGCAGCUGUCAAGUUAUUAAAAAAUCAUACUUUCAAAAACAAUGGUAAAGUGAACAAAGUGAUGGCUACUUCGGUGUUAACAAAUGCUAUUCGACAUGGAGAACUGGAUUUAGCGCAAAGCCUUUUAUCAACAUGGGUGGACAAAAUGGGUUUGGAGAUAGACAAGAUGGAUAAUGAAUUCCGGUCAGCAGUUAUGUGGAUCAAGGUGAAACAAGACUUAAAUCAGGCAAGGGAUUACUUUGAUACAUUAUAUAGCACGAAUACGGAUUAUGUGGACGCAGUUAUGGUCAAUCAUUUGGUGAAAGGAUACGGUGAUACAAUGCAAAAAGAACAAGUGAUGGACAGCUUCGGAUUACAUGAAUCAUUGACUUGUACAGAUACCAAACAGCUCAUUGACCCUCAUUUCUUUUUGGUGGAUUCUCUCUUCAAAUGUCGUGACGUACCAGCAGCUCUCUCAGCAUUUGUGAAAAUGCGACAUCAGAACAUACCUGACGAUAUUACUUUUGCAAUGGUGAUCCGUGGACUUGUGAUGAAUGAUGAAAACGAAAUGGCUUGGCGACUCUUCCAAACUUUGAAAUCUAGUGGAUUGGAACCCAAUUUGCAUGCAUAUACCAGUAUUUUGAAAACAUGUAUACAAGGAUCACAACGAGGCGCAAGGAAAGAACAACAAAAAACACUUGAACAAGAUAUACCACAUAUAUCGGCAGAAUAUAUGGAAUCAUCACUAGGUAUUGCAAGUACAACAUCGGCAGGAAACAGCAUGAAUGGAAAAAAUAAAAUGGGGCCAACACAAGCAUAUAUUUUAUUCCGCAAAAUGACAGGCUUUCAACAACCCAAUGUUUACACCUAUACGACAUUGAUUGCAUGUUUUGCCAAACAUAACAUUCGACGAGCAGUGGAUGUAUUUACUUAUAUGUGUGCUGAUGGUGUGGAACCAGUGAUAGAAACCUAUGUGGCUUUAUUACAAGGAUGUGCGAUUUUCCGAAAUGCUCCUAUGGCUUUAUUGAUCUUUAAACAUAUGCGGGAACAACAACAUUUGACUCCAGAUAAUAAGAUAUGGCAUUAUUUACUGAAGACAUUGGUGCGAUCUCGUGUGGACAAGAAAGAAAUCGAUAGAUUGGGUCGUAAGGUGCGUUCAAUGAAUCAAGAUAUCUCUAUUUAGAAUUCUCCCUCCUUGUUUUUUUUUUUUAUCAUAUUCAAUUCAUUUCAUUAUCCCCUUUAUUCCCUCAUCUUUCUUCCCCCCUC
Molecule: messenger RNA, 2875 nt
Organism: Halteromyces radiatus
Lineage: Eukaryota; Fungi; Mucoromycota; Mucoromycetes; Mucorales; Cunninghamellaceae
Exons: 1
Coding region: 255-2792 (845 amino acids)
Molecular function (GO): protein binding
Source: RefSeq, a predicted model, not a curated record